Messenger RNA from Acanthopagrus latus (yellowfin seabream), 2256 nucleotides. RefSeq names its product cysteinyl-tRNA synthetase 2, mitochondrial (gene cars2). The transcript is spliced from 15 exons. The coding region runs from base 176 to 1900 and encodes 574 amino acids. Gene Ontology annotation, biological process: cysteinyl-tRNA aminoacylation. Gene Ontology annotation, molecular function: ATP binding; cysteine-tRNA ligase activity. Lineage: Eukaryota; Metazoa; Chordata; Actinopteri; Spariformes; Sparidae. The record is from RefSeq and is a predicted model, not a curated record. Gene Ontology annotation, cellular component: cytoplasm.
GCACGCAGUGGGUGAAAUAGCGCGUAGUCUGGUGGUUAUUAAAGGGUUUCUGUUUAACUAGCUAACAUGCAGUGUAUAUAUCACAGGUGUGUGGCGUAUCUGCGUGCUGUGCGAGUGGACUAGCUAGGCUAAGCUCGCGGUGCGUUCACUGCCCUCGUUCAUAGUGACGGUCGCUAUGUGGAGGCACCCGGUGGGGUCGGCGUUGGGGAAAGCAAAGGUCUUCCACGGGGUUCGCAGCGCAGCUCAGUCUGUCCGAACCAGACUGAGCGGGUCCUGUUGCGGUGUUUCGGGGAAGACGUGGAUCAGACCCGCCGGGUUUGACACGGGUUUGAAGACUUUCAACAGCCUGACCAAACAGCAAGAACCUCUCAUUCUGGCAAGAGAGGGGGUAGCUACCUGGUACAGCUGUGGACCCACCGUGUACGACCAUGCCCACCUGGGUCACGCAUGCUCGUACGUCAGGUUCGACAUCCUGCAGAGGAUUCUGACCAAGCUGUUUGGGAUCACCGUCAUCCACGCCAUGGUCAUCACGGACAUCGACGACAAAAUCAUCAAACGGAGUUGGGAGGAGAACGUUUCCCCAUCCAUCAUAUCUUCAACGUAUGAGGAUGAAUUCAAGAAGGAUAUGUUGUCAUUAAAGGUGAUUCCUCCCGCAGUGUAUCUGAGAGUCACGGACAAUGUGCAUCAUAUUGUUGCGUUCAUCGAGAGGAUCGUUCAAAAUGGACACGCCUAUGCCACAAAAGAAGGUGAUGUGUUUUUCGACAUCCGGUCCAUCGGUGAUCGUUACGGCAAGUUUGGUGGAGCUUCAGACUCUCAGGGAGAACCUGGUAACGCAAAUAAACGAGACGCAAGGGAUUUUGCUCUUUGGAAGCCAUCCAAACCUCAGGAACCAUACUGGGAGUCUCCGUGGGGCAGGGGAAGACCUGGCUGGCAUAUCGAAUGCUCUACAAUUGCGAGCUCGGUGUUUGGGAGUCAGCUGGAUAUCCACUCUGGAGGCAUUGACCUGGCAUUUCCUCACCAUGAGAACGAGGUUGCUCAGAGUGAAGCCUAUCACCAGUGUGGCCAGUGGGCAAACUACUUCCUCCACUCAGGGCACUUACACCUGAAAGGAAGCGCAGAGAAAAUGUCCAAAUCUCUAAAGAACUACAUUACCAUCAAGGAUUUCCUGCAGUCUUACUCUGCCAAUGAAUUCAGGAUGUUUUGCCUUUUGGCCAGAUACAGAUCAGCUAUUGACUACAGCGACAACAGCAUGUUGGAGGCUCGGACCUCUCUGGGAACCAUCUCCACCUUCAUCCACGACGCUCAGGCCUACAUGAAGGGUCAGCUGCAGUGUUCGCCUGUACAGGAAGCUUUUCUCUGGGAGAGAUUGGCCGAGACUAAAUCCAGCGUGGUGAAAGCACUGGCAGAAGACUUUAACACCCCGCAAGCCGUCAGUGCUUUGAUGAAUAUGGUGUACCAUGCAAACUGUCAGCUCCAGCCCGUGUCUAAGUCUUGCGGAGCGGCCCGGAGUCCUGCGGUGUUUGCAGCGAUGAUCAGCUACGUCCGAGACGUCCUGGAUGUGUUCGGGAUCGAGCUGCUGCACAGUGAGGAGGCCGGUGGGGUGGGUCACGGUGGAAGCCUGGAGGGUGUGGUGGAGCAGCUGACUCGUUUCAGAAGCGAAGUUCGAGAGUUCGCACUCGCUCGCCAAGACGCUCCAACCGGUGGAUCCACCAGCAAACCUGGACUUUACAAAGAAAGAUUACCUCUCCUCAAAGCCUGUGACACCCUCAGAGAUAGCCUGGCACCUUUUGGUGUGCUUAUAAAGGAUAGAGGAGCGACCUCGACGUGGGAGAUAACUCAGGGGAAACGAGGCGAGAGGGGACAGAGCGUCCAGAAUAAAGACCAGGAGACGUCCAGCUGAGAUCUGCUCCAGCCUCUGAGAUUAACUCUUAAUUUUAAACUUGAGGACUCAAUUACACUUUGUCAAUGGAGAGACUUUAGGAAAACAAGAGACCAAAUCAUCUUGAAACCAACUGCCUGAUGUGCCUGUCGUCAGCGUAUGAACUCUCAUAUUCCUUGUUCCAUAAAUCAGAGGUUGGCAUGUUGAAGAUUGAAGAUGAGCUGAAUUGUAAUUAUGGAGUACAAGAUUGUAUAAUUCACUUUAGCUGUGCUUCACCAAGCUACAUACACUCAGAAAAUAUACAGACUAAUUAUUGUUUGAUAAUAAAAUAGUAUGUCAGAAUAAAACAAAUGAAUUAUCCAUGAUGGUGUGCUGGA